Lodderomyces jiufengensis is the source of this 2907-nucleotide messenger RNA. RefSeq names its product Zcf31p (gene ZCF31). Bases 1 to 2907 code for a protein of 968 amino acids. The record is from RefSeq and is a predicted model, not a curated record. Gene Ontology annotation, molecular function: DNA-binding transcription factor activity, RNA polymerase II-specific; zinc ion binding. Gene Ontology annotation, biological process: regulation of DNA-templated transcription. The transcript has a single exon. Lineage: Eukaryota; Fungi; Ascomycota; Pichiomycetes; Serinales; Debaryomycetaceae.
AUGAAUGAUGGAGUAUCACAAACAAAUCCAGGAUCACCAAAUACAUCAAUAUCACCACCUACAAGUAGAAUUACUGGUGAUUCAACAUUAAGUACAUUAAGUACAAUUUCACAAACUUCUACAACAUCAACAACAAAUUCAUCAAGAAGAGUUGCAAGAAGAGCUUGUUUAUCAUGUCGUGAAAAAAAAAUUAAAUGUGAUGGUGAACCAGUAAGUUCAAUUACAUCUGCUGAUGGUAUAAAUAAAAUUAUACCAGAAAAAACUAGAAUUUGUUCAAAUUGUAAAUUUUUAGAUAUAAAAUGUAUAUUUGUACAAAGUAAUCGUGGUGGGAGACGUAAAAGAAAAGAUUUAGAAACGGGGGAAAUUUUAUCUAUUGAUGCAAUUAAAAAAUCAAAAAUGUUAAAUAAUAAUAAUAAUAAUACUCAAGAAGAAAAAGAAGAUUCUUCAAUUGAAAGAGUUAGUUCAUUUAUAUUAGAUAAUGAAAAUUCAAGAAAAAAAUUAUCAUCUCCUGUUCCAUCAACUACAACUACUUAUGAAAAACCUAAAAUUGAUACAAGAUCAAGUUCAAUAGAUUAUUCAAGAACAACUUUAGAAAGUCCAGAAUCUAGAUAUUUAGAUCCCAGAGACCCCCGGGGUCCAUCAUCAGGAGGACCACCACAUUUCCAUCAUGGUCCUCCUUUCCCAUUUCGUCAUCCACCUCCACAUCAUCAUGGUCCUCCUUCUUUUGGUCAUCAUCAUCAUGAUUUUCCACCAGGACCUCCUCCACAUCAUGGACCACCUCAUCAUCAUCCUCAUGGUCCCCCACCACCUCAUCAUUUACCUCAUCAACAUCAUUUCCAACAUAGAUCAGACUCAACUUCAGAAAAUCAACUACCUUUACCUUCAUUAACUAAUUCGUAUCCUUCAAAUUCUUCACAUUUCCCACCACGUCAACCACCUCAUCAUAAACAUUUCCAUCCCCCACCUCAUCAUCAUCUUCAUCCUCAUGGACCACCUCCUCAUCACCAUCCUGGACCACCUCCUCAUGUACAUAAUAGAUUCUUCAAUGGAUUUGAUCAACAACAAUCUGAUUUAACUGAAAGUUAUGAUAAUUCAUAUUAUGAUUCAACGCCACCCAUGGAUAAACAAUCAAAUACCAAUUCUGAGAUUAGUUAUAGAUCAGGUAUUACUACAAGUAAUGAUAGUCCUAAGCUGCAAACUGAUGAAGCUCCUUUUAGUGAUCAUGAAUUAGCAAAAUAUGAACUACCUAAAUGGAAUUCACUCAAUAUUUUAAUUGAUUAUUAUUACAUUUAUAAUCAACCAAGUCAUCAAAUGUUUCCAGGAAAACAAAUUUUUUUAAAAAAUAUAUCAUUAAAUGUUGAUAGUUCAAUAUUACAUAUAAUGAUUGCAACAAUUUGUAUAUUAGCAAACAGGAAAAAUCCAAAUCUUAAUAUAAAUUCAGAUGAAUCUUAUUGGGUAGGUCAAAUGGAAAAAUAUUGGGAUAAUUUAAAUGGUUUUGGUAUAAUGGCAUGUUUUAGAUUACUUGCUAAAUGUACAUCAUUUAGAUUUAAUAUGUACCGAGUAAAUCAAUGUAAUAUUAAAAUAUUUGAAACAAUAUAUGAUAAUAAUUAUAUUGAAAUUUACAGUCAAAAAAGAUUUGAAUUUAAAGAAAAUGGAACUAAAAAUUCAUUAUUUGGUACAUCAAGACAAUGUUAUGAAAGAGAAACUAUUUUAAGAUUAAUAUGGACUUUUUAUAUUAAUCAUAUAAUUCUUUUAAGAUUUAAUCAAGGUAGACCAUAUUAUAAAUUAUCUUCCAUAUUAGAUGAUUUUAAAUUUGAUUAUGAAAGAGAUCAUUAUUCCAAUAAUAUCUUAUUACCAUUAAAUGAUAUAGAUUUCAUGACUUUAAAACUUGUGAAUAAUAGAACAAGUUGGAAACAAUUAUAUGAAAGAAAUCAUAUACCAUCAGAUUUAUCAAGUUUAAUAUUAGCUAGUAAAAUAUUUGAAAAUUUAUUAAGUAAAUUAUCUAAUGAUGAUUUAACAUUUGAUAAUUUAAUAAGUUCAAAUUCUUUUAAUAUUAAUUUUGCUGAAAAAAUAUCAAAUCAACAUAUAAACAUUAUAGAUUCUAAAAAAUUAAUAGUUAUAAAUAUAACUUAUUGGUUUGCUAACCUAAUAUUACGUGUGGGUGAAGUAUUACAAUAUAAUUUUUUCAUUUAUGAAGUUAUGAAAUUUAAAAUGUGUAAAUAUGAAUUUAGAAGAAAUACAGCUCAACAACAAGAUACAACAAAAGAUUUAUUUACACCAUUAAUAUGUGAUGAAUUUUUAGAUACUAAUAAUUUAACUCAACAAUUACAAAAUUUUAAAACAAAUCAAUGGAUAAGUUUAAUUGAAUUAACAAAAGCAUUAAGUGGAUUUGUUUCAUUACUAGAAAUAUGUCCAUCAAAAGAAUAUAAUCAUUAUUCAGUUGUUGUAGGACCAACUUCAAUCACAAACUUAACAGCAGAUUCAAAAUCAAAUUUCAGAGAUGUUAUAAGUAAUCCCAUAGAAUGGUAUGAUGCUCCAGAACUUCAAUCAACAGUUAAAGAAUCAUGGAAUAAAUUCCCACAAUAUACAUUAUCAUUUUCAACUGCAUUUUUAUCAGUUGCUUGUAGUUUAGCAGUACUUACAAAAUACCUUAGAUUAUCUUCACAUACCCAAAAUAAAAAUUUAAUUGUUGAAUUAAUAGAAACUGGUGAAAUUAUUGAAAUUCCUCAUAUUGUUGAUGGUUGGAUAUCUAAAAAUUUUAAUUCAAUAAAUUUAUCAAGUAAAGUUUCAUCACUUUGUGAAUUUAUAAAAUACAAAUUAUAUUAUAGUAAUGAAGAAGUUAUGCAUGAUUCUGUUAAAAGAAUGAAUAAAUUAACUCAACAUUUAGAAGAAAUUUUAUCAAGGUGA